This is a messenger RNA of Equus quagga, 628 nucleotides long. Its product is annotated as protein ZNRD2-like. The record is from RefSeq and is a predicted model, not a curated record. Bases 1 to 600 code for a protein of 199 amino acids. The transcript has a single exon. NCBI's taxonomy places the organism in Eukaryota, Metazoa, Chordata, Mammalia, Perissodactyla, Equidae.
AUGGCCCUAAACGGCGCUGAAGCCAACGAUUUCUCCUGGGAGCCUCCGACCGAAGCGGAGACGAAGGUGCUGCAGGCGCGACGGGAGCGGCAGGAUCGCAUCUCCCGACUCAUGGGCGACUACCUGCUGCGUGGUUACCGCAUGCUGGGGGAGACGUGCGCGGACUGCGGGACGAUCCUCCUCCAAGACAAACAGCAGAAAAUCUAUUGCGUGGCUUGUCAGGAGCUCGACUCAGACGUGGAUAAAGAUAAUCCGGCUCUGAAUGCCCAGGCUGCCCUCUCCCAAGCUCGGGAGCACCAGCUCGCCUCUGCCUCGGAGCUCCCCUUGGGCUCUCGGCCUGCCCCUCAGCCCCCAGUACCCCGGCCCGAGCACUGUGAGGGAGCUGCAGCAGGGCUCAAGGCAGCUCAGGGGCCACCUCCUGCUGCUGUGCCUCCAAAUGCAGCUGUCGUGGCCUGCACCCAGGAGGCCCUCCUGCAGAAGCUGACCUGGGCCUCGACGGAGCUGGGCUCUAGCACCUCCCUGGAGACCAGCAUCCAGCUGUGCAGCCUUAUCCGGGCAUGUGCUGAGGCUCUGCACAGCCUGCGGCAGCUGCAACACUAAGAAUCCCCUGCUGAGAAAAACCCUCCAG